Molecule: messenger RNA, 738 nt
Organism: Penicillium psychrosexuale
Lineage: Eukaryota; Fungi; Ascomycota; Eurotiomycetes; Eurotiales; Aspergillaceae
Exons: 3
Coding region: 1-738 (245 amino acids)
Source: RefSeq, a predicted model, not a curated record
AUGGGUCACAGUCGAACCCGAAUUCCUAAAGGGAUGGCGAACUCGAAACGAUGUCACUCUAAUUGGUUUCGAGAGCACCCGAUACUAGCAUCGAAUUUCAUUUUCUGGGUCAUUGUUCACGAGAUCGCGAAUAAUGCAUUCAAGAACAUUACGAAUGUCGAUAAACUCUUAGCGCAGCACCUACCUAAAGGGAGAGAGUCAUGGACUCUCGAAUGGACGGAAGACGCGAAAAUUCUUCCUUUCUUUAGAAUGGUUACCCCCGAAGGGCCAUCGAAGAAUAAAGCAUUGACGUUCUCAUCACUACGCCAUAACAACAUCGCUCUAGCCAGACGAGAUGGAUUUAAAGACCCACUACGUGUACAUGGCAUUCGGGGCGGCGUUACUAAUAAAAUUGACGCUUAUUACCGCGAUUCUAAUGCUCCUGUUACUCUGAAUGCGGCUACUCGGGAAGAGUUCUCGCAGAGUGAGGAGAUUGCCCUGAUCGAUACAGAGAUUGUCCUGCUUACGAAGCAAAUUUCCGGCAAACCCAAGGAUCACCCAGAGCUGGACGCUAAGCGUACAAAGCUUUACAGUACAAAGGCCAAUAAGCUCCAGGCCCGUACUUCAUCAUUCAUUUCGGCAUGGUGGGAGGCUUCGUAUGAUGCGUAUAUGGCGGGGAACGAAUUUGAAGAACAUGACAAAACCUAUGUCUUCGAGAUACUGGAGAAAUACAUCCGACAGCGCGCUCGUCUUAAAUAA